This is a messenger RNA of Bufo bufo (common toad), 927 nucleotides long. RefSeq names its product olfactory receptor 1468-like. Gene Ontology annotation, cellular component: membrane. Lineage: Eukaryota; Metazoa; Chordata; Amphibia; Anura; Bufonidae. Gene Ontology annotation, molecular function: olfactory receptor activity; G protein-coupled receptor activity. The record is from RefSeq and is a predicted model, not a curated record. Gene Ontology annotation, biological process: G protein-coupled receptor signaling pathway. Bases 55 to 927 code for a protein of 290 amino acids. The transcript has a single exon.
ACCACGGUUACUGAGUUUCUUAUAGUGGGAAUACUGUCUCUGAAUAAUUUCAAGAUGCCUUUCUUCUCCAUUCUUCUCCUCAUGUAUUCAAUGACUGUAUGUGAAAAUGUCUUGAUCAUUUUAUUGGUGUCCACAAGCCAACGUCUCCGUUCUCCAAUGUACUUCUUCCUUGGACAUUUGGCGCUGACAGACAUUGUACUUGUGACAAAUAUUGUUCCUAAGAUGCUGGAUGUUAUUAUAAGAGGAGGGAGCACAGUCCCUUAUGUUGGGUGUUUAGCCCAAUUUUACCUUUAUGGGGUAUCAGCCAGUGUUGAAUGUUUUUUGCUCUCGGCCAUGUCCUAUGACCGGUACUUGGCCAUCUGUAAACCUCUACAUUAUAUCUCAAUGAUGGGUGUCAAGCUUAGAUACAGCCUGAUCAUCUUAUCCUGGGUGCCCAGCUUUAUGUUAGUACUUAUAACACUAGUCUUAUUAUGUAACUUAGACUUCUGUGGGCCAAAUGUUAUUAACCAUUUCUUUUGUGAUGCUGCCCCUCUUUUAGACCUUUCUUGCUCAGACACAACUGCUGUGAGUCUUAAUGUGGGAGCCAUCACUAUUCCUAUAGUUCUGUUGCCUUUUGUGCUUAUAAUCAUAUCAUAUGUCCGUAUUUUUAUGACUAUUUUUGGAAUUUCUUCCAACUCAGGCCGACAAAAGACUUUCUCCACUUGUGCCUCUCACUUGGUGGUUGUAUCUAUCUAUUAUGGCUCCAUGCUGAUAAUAUACCUGGUCCCUUACAGAGGACACUCAUCGACUGCUAACAAGUUUAUUUCUCUUGUCUACAUUGUCCUGACCCCCCUUCUAAACCCCGUUAUAUACAGUCUAAGGAACAAAGAGAUUCAGUCUUCUGGCAUUAAAUAUCUGAAUUUGUGUUUGGAAAAGAUGGGAAAAUAA